Molecule: messenger RNA, 6654 nt
Organism: Bacillus rossius redtenbacheri
Lineage: Eukaryota; Metazoa; Arthropoda; Insecta; Phasmatodea; Bacillidae
Product: acetyl-coenzyme A transporter 1
Exons: 8
Coding region: 342-1898 (518 amino acids)
Cellular component (GO): membrane
Molecular function (GO): acetyl-CoA transmembrane transporter activity
Source: RefSeq, a predicted model, not a curated record
UGGGACAACUACACGUCAUGAAUAUUUGAUUGUAUGUAAAGAAAGUGUAUUUACAUUUGAUUAAAAUUGUGGCAAUACAUAUAUAUGUUACACCUGUUUGUACAAUGAAUAUAUUUCGGUUGCUAUAAUGAUGAGCGUUGGUCAUGAAUUAUAUGAAAUUAAUAAAUGCCAAUAUGCUUUUCAAGGUCACAUGUCACAAAAUAAUGUGACGUGUCGUGUAUUUUCACACGCAUUGUUCACCGGUUGCAGGUUGGAGAGCGUAAAGACCUUGCUGGUUAAAACGAGAAGUAAAACUACAGAUUCUGAAUAUGUGUUGAUUCCGUAUUAAAAGAAGAAUAAUAAUGAGUACUCGUAAGAGAACUGUGACGACCCACAACGGCUUGGAAGACGGUGGAGUGGAUGGUUAUAUUUCAGGACGUGAACAUGUAGCCAGUGGUAACAUGAAAGGAGACGAAAAAAAUAUUGCUAUAUUAUUUUUCCUGUAUCUCCUACAAGGAAUUCCUUUGGGUUUAAGUGCUGCGAUUCCAAUGUACCUUCAAAACCGCGGCGUUAGUUACAAGCAACAGGCAGAGUUCAGUUUCUCCCACUGGCCGUUCAGCAUGAAGUUGCUUUGGGCCCCGGUGGUGGACUCGGUCUACUCGUCGUGGUUCGGCCGCCGCAAGUCAUGGCUGAUCCCCACCCAGUACCUGAUCGGGCUGUUCAUGCUCUACCUCUCCAGCACGGUGGAGGGCUUCCUGGGCGGGGACGCAGUCAGCCCAAACGUGUCCCUUCUCACCUUCUUCUUCUUCGUGCUGAGCUUCCUCGCUGCCACGCAGGACAUCGCCGUAGACGGCUGGGCGCUCACCAUGCUUAAAAGGUGCAACGUAGGUUAUGCAUCAACGUGUAACAGUGUGGGCCAGACAGCUGGUUAUUUUCUGGGUUACGUUGUUUUUGUGGGAUUGGAAUCUCCAGAAUUCUGCAACACUUAUUUACGCAGCACGCCGUCCACGGAAGGAUUAAUCACGCUUUCAGGAUUUUUGUAUUUUUGGGGAAUAGUAUUUCUCAUCACAACCACGCUAGUAGCUCUACUGAAGAGUGAGAAGUGCGGGGAAAAUUCAGGGCUCGAUGACCCCAACACCAGUGUCAAGGAGUCUUACCUGUCGCUGUGGAACAUCAUCAAGUUGCCGUCGAUACGGACGACAAUGUUGGUGCUUCUCACGUGCAAGAUAGCAUUUUCUGCUUGUGACGCUGUCACCAGUUUGAAGCUGAUAGAUGCCGGCGUCCCGAAGGAGAAGUUGGCGCUGAUGGCCAUCCCGAUGGUGCCGCUUCAAAUCAUCCUUCCCCUGGUCAUCAGUAAAUACACAACUGGUCCGAGGCCAAUGGACGUGUUUAUAGCUGCGUAUCCGUACAGGUUGUGCUUUGGUGUGGUGGCAGCAUUCAUAGUGUGGAUUACUCCAAUCUUGGUUCAAGACGGUGUAGUUCCUCUAUACUACUAUGGACUGCUGCUUGUCAGUUAUUGGUUUCAUCAGGUGACGCUGUACUGCAUGUUCGUGGCGGUGAUGGCGUUCUUCGCGCGCGUCAGCGAUCCCGCGGUGGGCGGCACGUACAUGACCCUGCUCAACACGCUGUCCAACCUGGGGGGCAACUGGCCCAGCACGCUGGCCCUCUGGCUGGUCGACGCCCUCACGUCCCGGGGCUGCUCCCAGGAGCCCGGCAACCCGUGCUCCUCACCCGCCCUCGCCCAGGAGUGCACGGAGGCAGGCGGCCAGUGCCUCAUCACGCUCGACGGCUACUACAUCGAGAGCCUGAUCUGCUUCCUGCUGGGCUGGCUGUGGCUGUCCUGGGGGAAGCGCAAGAUCCAGGAGCUGCAGCUGAAGGGCGACAGCGAUUGGCUGAUAACGAAACGUCGCAGUAGGUAAUAUCGGGCCGCCACCGUGUGACCGCACCCCCGCACGUGCGGCCCAAGCAAUUUUUUUUUUUUUUUUACGCGUUUCGACAGCGGCACUGAGUUUGAACCUGCGCACCGAUACGGACUUGCAUCACCUGUGCAAUAAAAAAUGAUUCUUUUUUCGUAGUAGUUUUUUAAUAUGAAAUUGUUUUUAUUUUUAUAAUGUGAUACAUCUAAGGAAAACAAAUUUAUUUAUUGUAGGUAAGUUUUAAAUGUGUGGGUGUUCGAAUAUUGAACUGGCACUUUUUAGUAUCUGAUGUCGGUCUGCUGCUUUUUCUUCCCUUCUAGUUUUUUUUUUUUUUUUUUUAAAUUAAAACGAGCAUAAUUGAUUUUUAUGGUAGACAGAAUGAUAACUCGUCGUGACUCUUAAUGAUUUCAGACCAGAGUAUUUCAGUCACAAUAAAUGGUUGUGAUCAGUGUGCUAGGCUGUUGUGUUUCAUGUGUGUCAGUAUUGUACAGUAACUUAAUGCUUAUGUGAUUGCUUUUGCUGUCUCCAAGGUAGCAGAUGUGUAUUUCACAUUUACACUGUUAAAACUCUAAAGCAAAGUACAUUCUAAGUGUUCAUACAAAUGGCUGUUAGUGCCUGGGAGAUACCUAGUACAGCAGAACCUGUUAUAAUGUUUUUCAAGGUGGCAUAAGGAAAAACAUUAUAUGCAUGUAUGCAGGAAAACUUCAUAAGCAGGAAAUACCAAUUUAGUACUUUACAGAGUUUGAACUUUUUACCAUAGGACUCAUCAACUUACGUAAACAAAUUUAAUGUUAAAACCCUUGAUGGAUACAAUUGAUCCUUGAAUUGGCUUAACCAAGCCAACCAUUUUUUCAUGAUUCUUGACUAUGAUGUUUAGAGUGGGAGAAUGCCUACAAUUUCCAAUUUCUUUGCCACAUGAAAAUGUGCAUUUUUAGGAUUCCUACCUACAAAUUAAAUCAAUUAAACUCUCUAUCAGUAAUAGAAAUACAUUAAUUUUUUUCAUUGUGGAAUAUUCUGCAAACUAAAAUAUUGUACACACUAGAAUGGCAAAGUCUGGAAGUUUUUUUUUUAAGACAAGGGUGCCAACAUACACGUAACUGUGAAAGUUAUGUACAUUCAAUAUAUUGAAUACACAACAUUAUCCUACACCAAUGUGUAGCGCUAGUCUUCUGGCACACUUACAUUUUGAUGUUGCAAUAAUCUACAUCUAUGGUAUUACAGUGAUUGUAAACCAAAAUGUACAUAAAGUGUAAAGUAAACCUUUUAACAUGUUAAAUUUCACAGAACGUGAUAAGUGCUGGAAUAAUUAAGUUUUUAAAACUUUAUUUUUGUUUGCAUUUAUUAAAUUUUUAAAAAAGCAAACGUUUUAAGCAGGAAAUGCAUUAUUCGUGAAUUGUUACAUGCAGAAAAUAAAUACAUUGUCCUUAUUGGGAAAAUGUCAGGACUGUUACUAUAAGUAAGAACAUUAUAACAGGGUUCUACUGUAUUCACUUAGCAGAACUUUGUUCAAAUUGAUGCAUUAUGAGGACAUUAAAUUUAUUACAGUAUGCAAUAUUGCAAGUCAAAUAGUACAUGGUUUAGUGACGACCCUGGCUCUUAAUCUGCACAGACCCAAAAAGUUAUCAGGCUUGCCUCUCAUGAUCUCUACCAAGAAAUUUUAAUAUAAGGGCAUGUCAAUAAGUAAUGCACAUAAUGUGAAAAAAGACUGUAAUGACGAUAUGAAACAGAAAUUCAAGUUUUACCCACUUAUUACUUUUCCACAUGUUGCAUUUUUUUUUUCCAACAAUGGAUAAGUUUUGAAAAUCCUGGCCUCGUAGAACUCUUGUCGGCUGCGAGAAAAACCUCAUUUGCACGGCCCCGUUUGAGUUUGUUGUCAAGAGUCUAACUUCUUACCGCAGAGGAACUUCUUCACGGGUGGAACUUUUCCAGAUGGAAAUCGGAGGGUGCUUUACGCUCCCCCACAGUUGACGAUGUAAUCACUAACACCAUUUUACUGGUGACUGACGAACGCUAUACGUGGAUUCACGAGACCUCAUUUUACUGAUAAUUUUUCUAAUUAAAAAUUGACACGUGCUUUACUUACACUCCCUCGUAUUUUGACUUCCUAAUUUUGGCUGGUGUCUUUUUGGUUCUGUUUUUAGGCAGGAAGGUAGGUAAUCCUGCACAUCUAGCCUGUACUUAAGAUGUUUGUAAUAUGAACCAUGUUAAAGUGCCUCCUAGAUUUGAUGCGUUUUUGUUGAGAACGAUGCAGAAACCAACUACAGUUAGUGUAUUGUUGUUUGCAUUUUCAAUGGAUCCUUAUUGGUGAUUAUUGAAUCGGUUAUGAGUCCAAUUGGCCCGGCUGAACACAAUCUAACUCAAUUACUGUACAUACAAAUCCUCUGAAAUACGAGCACUGCAGCAGUAGAAGAAAAAUUCUGAAAUUGGCACUUUGUUACUUUACUUUAAUUUAGGAUAAAACACCGAUUGAAGAAAUGAGUUCUGAAGUUUUUUAAAUUUAUUCUUUACUGAAAACAAAUGCAGAAAUAUAUUUCAGUGCAUUGCUAAAAAAAAAAAAAAAUUGUAGAUGAACCAAGACUUCACUAAGUUUGAAGAAUUUUUUAAAUAAAAAAAAAUGUUUCACAAUUAAUUACUAACUGCAUGAGCACACCCAUGGUCUCCCUGGGCCAAAAAUUUAGAGUCCUGUUGGCAAAGAAAAAUUUCUAGUUGUAUAAAAUACUGAAAGAGAUUAACAAUGCGGCCUGGCCGUGACUAACUUCAGUAAUUUUCCGCAUUGCAUGCGCUAAAUAUUUUUUUUUUUUGUGUACCACCGAGCGAUGAAACCUACUGGAAUGACUGCUGAGUGCUGAUAAGGUUUGUGAGUGUUACUCUUGAAGUUGUCAAAACAUUUAACUGUAGUGCAUGCUUCAAAAUGAACAUUUAUAAGCAUUUGUACCAACUUCUUAAUGAGUUUGAGGCAACAUCUGCUUGAUGAUCAACGGAUAUUUCGGAGCCCAUGUCAAGAUCUCCUGGUGAAUUGUGUAUUUUUUCACUGUUUGUUGAAAUUAUCACUUACAGAUCACAUGGAAUCACCACAAUUAGCUAUGAAAAUUUAUAUUCUGAUUUUUAGUGAUCAAACAAUUAUUUGGCAACCAAUCCAUGUAUUAAAACAUGAUACUACUUCUCUGGGCCUGCUACCGACUUAGCUUUGCAGAAAUUUGACGUACAAGAAGUGUGUGUGCAAAAAUGUUUGUAUUUUCAUUAUGUAUUAUUCCCUGAUUUGGAUUCUGUUGUUGUCUUAACACUGGUUUGUAGACAUUAAUGUGGCCCCCGAAGAGAAAUGUUGGCUUAGCAAUGCUAGACUGCAAUUGGUUCGCUUAUCAUCUGGAAAACAUACGGGGAUGGUGACUCGCUUGUUAAAUGGUUUGAUGUUUGUGGAAGUAGACUUACAUGAGUCUGCCAUAGAUCAGUGAUGGAUGUACAGUAAAUCCCUCUUAAGAUAAUCCCACUUAAGAAAAUUUCAUGCAUAGUAAAUUUUAAAUUCCGGACCUAUAACUACAUACAAUUUUACCUUUUCCUUCUAAGUGUACAUUUCUAAGUACGUGGAGGAAAAAAAAAUAGAGGCUAAAACCAGACAGCUCUAUACUAGCAACAUAGGCAGUAAUAUGAAAAAUAACCUAGCAGCAAGAGGUGUGACUACAGAAAUAUUUUAUAGAUAAAUAAUUAUAUUAUAUCUUACAUUUCUGGUGUCAAACAAAUAACCAUUUUUAAGAAAUUUGAAGCACUGAAAGUUUAUUUCCCCCCAAAAAUCAGUAUAAUUUUCAAUUAAGUGUUUUUAGAUAUAAGAAAGUUAUAAUGUUGGUAUCAUAUGUGUGAAACAGCUACGUUGUUCGUACUGGGCAUACCAUCUGACAUAUAUCGGACUGACUCGAAAAUAACGCCAGGUUUUCGCACAAAAAUAUUGGAGCUGUCCAGUAUUAGUCUCUUAGCGUGUUUGGAGAAACUUCUUAACGGGUAUUUACCUAGAUUGUGCGCAAUGUGACCUUGUCCACAUGUUUAGCUUUUGGCAGUUGUGGGCAGAUUGUACACCAACGAUGAUCUCUUGCGCAAAAGGCGUGAAUCAGUCAGGAUUACUACAGACAGGGAAAAUCUGUGAAACAGGGAUAACUCAGGGAAUUGAAAAGUUUUCUCAAAAACCUGGAAAACACAGGGAAAUCGAAAAAAUCUUGUGUAGUGUCGUAAUGUCUUUCAACCAUAAAUUUGUAUGCCCUUAAUAAUACAUUAUAACCAACAAUUGGAUGCAAACAUAUUUAUUUGAAGCACAAUCAAAUAUCAAAUUGUUCAAACUUAUAUUUGGUUGUAUUUUUCAAACUGGUAGUGUUGGUUAUGUAAAAAAAAAUUAUGACUGUACAAACUUUGUAUUGUAAGUAAUAGAUCUAUUAUUUACUGGUUUACUGAUGAUACAGGAAAAAAAAAAUGUUAGAACAGGGAAAAACAGGGAAAGGUCAGGAACUUGACUGAAGGAAGAGUGUGAGAACCCUGACCAGUCAAAUUAUUUUUUGGAUGUACAAUUGCAAGAGGUCAAAUUAUUGCAUUACCUCUUAUGUUCCCUGUUUAUUUUAAUACUAAGUGGUGCUGGUUAAAGCUUUAAGCUUGUCUGUAUUGUUUCUAAGAAAUAAUAAUUUUGUUUUUAAAGUAUUUUGAAUUUAUUUCAGUGCUGAUAUUACAGUAUUGUGACAUGUUUGUUUUGAUUCAGUCUGAUUAAAAAGUACAUUCCAUA